CACGCCUUCUCUAGAUCACCGCCAUUUUAUAACCUCUCUCUCCAUAUCGCUCUUCAAAAUUAUCGUCUACCUUCCCUUGCUUCUCUUAACCCUACAUUAUUGACUCCUCCCUUUCUCCCUCCCUCUUUCUUCGACAGCAUAAAUAGAUCCGUUCGCAACCUAUUUAUUUGCGAUUUUUCAUGUCUUUUUCCUAUUUCUUGCAAAAACCCUAGGUGAAACGCUCUAGGAAGGGAUUUGGCUACCUGCGCUGUGGGGAAGAGGAUGCUGUGUGUUUGAAGAUCUUUCUGGACUGAAGUAUUCUUUGGGUGAAACCCCUUAAGAUAUUGCAGAUUAUUAUUUCUAUAUGAAAUUGUUUUGAAACUAUUUGCUGUUCCAAUUUAAAAAAAAAAGUUUGUAGUUUCUUCCUAGAGUAAAUGUUAGGCGCAUUGCCAAUCCUGCCUCUUCCUGCACCUCCUUCUGAUGGGGAUCUUGGCCCUCUUCCCCCAUCUCAAGUGACAGAGGAGAAGGAAGAGAAACCUUCAAAUGAGGAGCAGAGCAAAACUAACUCAGCUCCUGUAUCAGUUGCAACCCACACAAGAACAAUUGGAAUCAUACAUCCACCUCCAGAUAUCAGAAACAUUGUUGACAAAACUGCUCAGUUUGUUGCUAAGAACGGACUGGAGUUUGAGAAGAGGAUUAUUGCCAACAAUGCAAACAAUGCAAAAUUCAAUUUUUUGAGUAGCUCGGAUCCUUACCAUGCAUAUUAUCAACAUCGGUUGACGGAAUUUCGCGCACAGAAUCAAUCUUCUACCCAGCAAUUUCCUUCUCAACCUUUAGAUAUUGCUGUGCCUGAAUCAGCUCCAUCUGCUCCCGCUGCUGAUAGUAAUGAUGCUGAUGCGAAACCAGAUACUGUUGCCCAGUUUAAGCCGACCAUACGUAAAGUUCUUGAGCCCCCAGAAGCAGAGCAGUAUACUGUGCGGCUCCCUGAAGGGAUUACUGGUGAAGAACUGGAUAUCAUUAAGCUCACAGCCCAGUUUGUGGCUCGAAAUGGAAAAUCCUUCUUGACAGGAUUGACUAGUAGGGAGAUCAACAAUCCGCAGUUCCAUUUUCUGAAGCCAACACACAGUAUGUUUACAUUUUUUACUCAACUUGCUGAUGCAUAUUCAAAAGUCUUGAUGCCUCCAAAGGGGUUGACAGAGAAAUUGAAGAAGAGCGUUGCUGACAUGACAACUGUCCUUGAACGAUGCUUGCAUCGUCUGGAAUGGGAGCGUUCACAGGAGCAGGCGAGGCAAAAGGCUGAGGAUGAGAUUGAGCAGGAGAGGAUGCAAAUGGCUAUGAUUGAUUGGCAUGAUUUUGUUGUUGUUGAGACAAUAGACUUUGCAGAUGAUGAGGAUGAUGACCUACCUGCUCCUAUGACUCUUGAGGAGGUUAUAAGGAGGAGUAAGGUAACUUCUAUGGAAGAAGAUGAGAUUCCUGAACCUGGAAAAGAGGUAGAAAUGGAAAUGGAUGAAGAAGAGGUGCAGCUUGUUGAAGAGGGCAUGAGGGCUGCUAGUCUUGAGGAGAAUGAUGAUGAAAAAAAAGAGACUAAGGCAAAUGAGGAACCAGAACCACCUAUGAGAAUUGUGAAGAACUGGAAGAGACCUGAAGAGAGGAUCCCUGCUGAAAGAGAUCCAACAAAGUAUGUUGUUUCUCCCAUUACUGGCGAGCUCAUUCCUAUUAAUGAGAUGUCUGAACACAUGAGAAUUUCCCUUAUUGAUCCGAAGUACAAGGAGCAAAAAGAAAGGAUGUUUGCUAAGAUUCGAGAGACAACUCUUGCUCAGGAUGAUGAGAUCUCUAGAAAUAUUGUGGGACUGGCACGGACACGACCUGAUAUCUUUGGUACCACAGAGGAAGAAGUUUCUAAUGCAGUUAAGGCUGAGAUUGAGAAGAAGAAAGAUGAACAACCAAAGCAGGUCAUAUGGGAUGGUCAUACUGGAAGCAUUGGGCGCACAGCAAAUCAAGCCUUGUCUCAAAAUAUGAAUGGAGAUGAUCAAAAUGAUGCUGCCAACAGUGACUUCAGAAACCUACCUGGUCCUGCAGCUCCUCCUCCUCGACCUGGUUUGCCUUCUUUGCGUCCUCUCCCCCCACCAGCAGGACUUGCCUUGAAUCUUCCUCGUGGGCCUCCAAACACAAUCCAUUACCCACCUCCAACUAGUGGUGGGAUGCCAGUACCUCAGCCAAGGCCAUAUUCCAUGCAGGUGAUGCCAUCAAUGCGCCCACCCACUCCUUCAAUGCCAAUGACAGGACAGCAACAUGUCAUGGUGAGUCGACCUCCUCCACUGCCUCCAUCAAUUUCUAUGAAUCCAUCUGGUAUGCCUGUACCUCCCCCACCUGGAUCCCAGUUUACGCCCAUGCCGGUACCCCAACCUUAUGCCCAUCUCCAAGUACCUCCACCUCCUUCCAUGCCUAUGAUGCAGCCGCCGCCUUUGCCACAAGGAAUGCCUCCUCCGCCACCACCAGAAGCUCCUCCUCCACUUCCUGAUGAACCAGAGCCAAAGAGGCAGAAGGUUGAUGAUUCUAUGCUUAUUCCUGAAGAUCAGUUUUUGGCCCAACAUCCGGGACCUGUUCGCAUCAAUGUGUCUGUUCCCAAUGUUGAUGAAGGAAAUCUCAAAGGGCAAGUCCUGGAGAUUACAUUGCAGUCUUUAUCUGAAACUGUUGCCAGCUUGAAGGAGAAAAUUUCCGGGGAGAUCCAACUUCCUGCAAACAAACAGAAAUUGAGUGGAAAAGCUGGUUUUCUUAAGGACAAUAUGUCGCUGGCAUAUUAUAAUGUUGGAGCAGGGGAAACACUUGCCCUUUCUUUGAGAGAGCGUGGCGGUAGAAAGAGAUAGUGGGUUCCUUAACAGGGGUUUUUAUAAGGUUUUUGUUGGAACUUCCUUGUUACUGUUAGAGUUUUACAAUUUCCCUAUAAUAUGACCGGAGUCUUUUAUUCUACCUUCUAUGAUGUUAUAUGUUGGAUGAAAUAUUGUUAUUUACCUUUAGAGUAACUAUUUGAGACCUCUUAUUGGCGUCUUUGAAACUGAUGAUAAAUUUGAUAUCUACUACAGAUCCAGCUUCUUGGCAUGUCUCUCAGGUGCAGUGAAAAUUAGAGGAGUUCGUUUUGCUUAGGCAGAGCAAGUCAUCUACUUAUUCUACUAUUUAAUUGCUCUCUUUUGCAUCUGAAGUCAAUUCUCUUGAGAAUCUAUUAUUGGCAGUCUUAUUAUUGUAUACAUUAUCCAUUAUUAGGAGUGCCUUGGUGUUGAACAUACUCGUACAUGUUAUUUCUUGAGUCUAUUUUUAAAUUUAUAAUUGCAAGUUUUGAUCCUGGACAAUGUAGUGAUUUAAAGGCCUUUUAUUUAUUUUUCUUUUCCUGCUAGAAUUCAGGUAUUGUUUUGUAGGAAGCAUGGGUAGCACCUGGAUGUGAUGAGUAGACGGUUUAUUUAGUUUGUGCCAAGAAUCCAAACCUUCAUAUGGUGCGUCUUGUGUGGAGCUUAUGGCUGAAUAGAAUUUUAUUUUGCUUCCAUGUUUUGCUUCAACCAGUUUAUAGGAAGUAGUGUACUGGUUGGAGUUUUCUCAUGCUACUAUUUUCUUACUCCAGAAGCUACUUGUUUGGACACUGCAAUGGUGUAUUCAACUCAUCAGAUGUAUGACAGAUUGGGUUGUUUGGUUGCUCUCCAUCCAUUCUGGCUUUCACCUAUGACAAAUUCGUGAAGCAGUUCCAUAGAUUUGUCAUUUACUUGUUCUUUGCAGCAUUGAGGGGAGUGUAGUUUCACCAUGGAGGCUGCCAAGAGAUCUCUGUUUACUCUCUCCUUCUAUUGGGUUUUUUGUUUAAGAAUGCAUGCAACUAUAUAUUUUAGGAGAUUAAUAAGACCAAACCAAGUGAAGUAGAAAUUUGUAUUUGUGAGUUUAGGUUUUUUAGAUGCCUAAUGUUUUAACAUGUUGCA
Messenger RNA from Pistacia vera, 3938 nucleotides. RefSeq names its product probable splicing factor 3A subunit 1. The transcript has 4 exons. NCBI's taxonomy places the organism in Eukaryota, Viridiplantae, Streptophyta, Magnoliopsida, Sapindales, Anacardiaceae. The coding region runs from base 414 to 2846 and encodes 810 amino acids. Gene Ontology annotation, cellular component: U2-type prespliceosome; U2 snRNP; catalytic step 2 spliceosome. Gene Ontology annotation, biological process: regulation of alternative mRNA splicing, via spliceosome; mRNA cis splicing, via spliceosome. The record is from RefSeq and is a predicted model, not a curated record. Gene Ontology annotation, molecular function: protein binding; RNA binding.